UUUUUUUUUUUGACUUAAUACUAGUGGUUCCUGAUACAUAUUUUUUAAUUGAAGCCACCUUAGUAACAAUGUCCUCCGAAUGGCUCCGGUGUGUUGUUGUGUUUCUCGUCUCUGUCCCUCUGGUUAAAGCUGCUCAGCAGCCAAACAUCGUCUUUAUCUUGGCUGAUGACUACGGCUGGCACGAUAUUGGAUACUACGGCUCAGAGAUCCACACUCCUCACCUGGACAAGUUGUCAGCCAGCGGGGUUCGUCUGGAGAGAUACUACAUCCAACCAAUCUGCACCCCCUCCAGGAACCAGCUCAUGACCGGCAGGUACCAGAUCCACACAGGUUUGCAGCACGCCAUAAUAAUACCUUGUCAGCCAGAUUGCAUUCCUCUGGAUGAAAAGCUCUUACCUCAGUACCUGAAGGAAGCAGGGUACAGUACUCACAUGGUGGGGAAGUGGCACCUGGGCAUGUACCAGACAGGCUGUCUGCCCACCCACCGGGGAUUUGAUACAUUCUUUGGUUUGUACCUAGUUUAUUAUUUCAAGGCUGACUCUUACAGUUUGUGUGUCACAAGAAAUACGAGAGCGGCUCCUGAAUACAAUGGACAAUAUUCAGCUGAGCUAUUCAGCCAGAAGGCUGCGAGCGUCAUCGAGAAUCACGAGAAUCAUGAGAAGCCCUUCUUCCUUUAUGUGUCACUUCAGUCAGUGCACGAGCCCUUGCAGGUUCCAGAUCAUUACCUAGAACCUUACGGAUUCAUCGAAGACCCGGACCGUAAAAUGUAUGCCGGCAUGGUGUCAGCCAUGGAUGAGGCCGUGGCCAACAUCACCGCGGCUUUAAAGCGGACAGGUCAUUGGGAAAACACAGUUCUUGUGUUCUCAACAGAUAAUGGAGGACAGACGAAGCAGGGUGGCAGCAACUGGCCACUCCGUGGUAGAAAGGGAGCACUGUGGGAGGGUGGAGUCAGAGGAGUUGGAUUUGUCGCUGGGCCACUACUGAAACAAAGUGGAACCGUCAACCAUGAACUGAUCCACAUCUCUGAUUGGCUGCCUACAUUUGUUGCCCUGGCUGGAGGGAGCACUAACACUUCAAAACCCCUGGAUGGAUUCAACGUGUGGCCCACUAUCAGUAAAGGACAUCCAUCACCCAGACUGGAGCUACUGCACAACAUUGAUCCUGCUUUUAACACGCCAAAGACAAGGGAACUCAGACCAAUUGCCAGUGGAGACGCUUGGUCAUGGUCUCCUUUCAAUGUGUCCAUUCGUGCUGCCAUUCAAACCGCUGAGUGGAAGCUGCUGACUGGAGACCCGGGUUGUCACGAUUGUGACCAUUGGUUUCCACGGCCUGGUGACAACACCCCUGAUUCUAGUCAGCCUACAGAGAACCCACAGAAGCCUGUGCAGCUCUUCAACAUAAAAGAUGACCCAGAGGAGAGGAACGAUCUCUCAGAUGAGUUUCCUGAGGUGCUGAAUCAUCUCCUCAGUAGGCUCAACGAGUACCAGAAAACUGCCGUGCCAGUAGUUUUCUCCCCUGUUGAUCCGAGCUGUGACCCAGAUGCUAAGGGUCUCUGGGGACCAUGGGCUAAAGAUGCUAGUGGUGAAUCUGUAUAAGAAAAAUCUCACAAAUCUCUCUCUUCACUCUUUAAGGUGCCUUUAUGUGGAUGGAUUUUAAGGGCUUAUGUCAAUGUAUUGGUAUUAUUAUUAUUAUUUAAUUAUUAUAAUGGUCUUAUAGUAUUAUAUUAGACUUUUGCGUAUGACAAACUCAAAUAAUAAUAGAAACACUGCCUUGGUUUGAUUGCCUAUUUUUCUUUAUCUCUGGUUGUUGGUUAGUGCUUACUGUCCUGGUUGUAGUUCGUGGUCGUAGGGUUUUUUGUUUCUUUUUGUUGUACAAUCAAAUAUCUAACAAAUAAAGAUUAUGUAUGUAUGGU
Messenger RNA from Cynoglossus semilaevis (tongue sole), 1912 nucleotides. Its product is annotated as arylsulfatase B-like. NCBI's taxonomy places the organism in Eukaryota, Metazoa, Chordata, Actinopteri, Pleuronectiformes, Cynoglossidae. The transcript is spliced from 8 exons. The record is from RefSeq and is a predicted model, not a curated record. The coding region runs from base 69 to 1595 and encodes 508 amino acids. Gene Ontology annotation, molecular function: sulfuric ester hydrolase activity.